AUGCCCAGUCUGAUCACUUUUGCCAUCAGUCUCGCGGCAGUCACCCUCCUCUUCAAGACGCUGUAUGACCGCGGAGUCACCCUCGGCGCUUUCCGCGACCCCGGCGCCAUCUUCCACAAUGCUGGCUUUGGGGACUUGCGCUUCAUCGACGGAGCAGAUUGCGAGGACCUUCAUCUUCACGAAGGACACAUCUUCACCGCGUGCCAGGGCGCCCAUGGGAGCCGCGGGAAGUGGUUCCCCCCGCUCGCGGUCUUUGACGACCCCAGCACGGCGGGCGAUGGCGAGCUCCGUGUGAUCAACCCCGAAACGUUCAUCUCGCGCAAGCUCAACCUCGACGGCUUCUCGUCCUUCUUCUGCACGCACGGCAUCGACGUCAUCGAGGACCCACAGAACAGCCGCGCUGUCUACAUCCAGGCAGUCAACCACGCCCCGACCGACGAGUUCGUCAAGAGCCGCGACACCUCUCUCCCGGCAGAGGAGAAGGCCGACUCGCGCAUCGAGAUCUUCCACCAUGUCCUGGGCUCUGACACUGCUACCCAUGUCCGCACCGUGCGCAAUGACCUCGUCAAGAUGCCCAACGACCUGCUCGCGACGGGACCUACCUCGUUCUUCGUCACCAAUGACCACUUCUAUCGUGAGGGCCUGAUGCGUACCGUCGAAGUCCUCGGUACGCGUGCGACCACGGCGUGGAGCAACACUGUCCACGUAAUCGCAAACGCUAAGGAGAAGGACUUUGACGGCGUCGAUGCGGUUUACGCUCUCAACGGAUUGCACAACAACAACGGUCUCGGUCGCCGCCCCGGUGGCUUGACGGUCGUCGAUGCAAGCGGCGGUGUCGCGUACCUCGCCCACAUCGAGGGACGGAACAUCAAGGUUGACGGACAGGUCGUGUACGAGAGCACGAUCGACAACCCCUCCUGGUUCACCGACAAGUAUCCCGGCGACGAUGACCGCUCGGGGCUCCUCCAGGCUGGCCUUGCCAAGGCCAUCCAGUUGCACGACUCUGUGCUGGUCGACGCGGCUGUGCCGCCCAUUGUAUGGCUCAGCAGCGGGUCGCUGGAGAAGGGCUGGAACACGACUAUGCUGUUCACCGACGACGGGCUCAGCCUGUCCUCUUCCAGUGCCGCCGUCAUGAUCUCGAUCGACCCCGCGACCAACGACGAUAAGAAGCAGGCGUGGCUGUUCAUGAGCGGCUUUGGCUCGACCCGCGUCGUCGCGACCAAGGUCGAUCUGUAG
Cutaneotrichosporon cavernicola is the source of this 1236-nucleotide messenger RNA. RefSeq lists its product as uncharacterized. The record is from RefSeq and is a predicted model, not a curated record. Lineage: Eukaryota; Fungi; Basidiomycota; Tremellomycetes; Trichosporonales; Trichosporonaceae. The transcript has 2 exons. The coding region runs from base 1 to 1236 and encodes 411 amino acids.